UGUAUCGCUGUGCUAUGAAGUGUCGUCAAUGUACACCACUGCAACACGGACGAACUGAAGACAAAUCAUUCCUCAUUAUACGAAAAAGAGAAGAAGAAGAGAAGCGGUGUAAUCUAAACUGCCAUAUUUUUCAAGUCUAACAGGAUAUCUGCAGGAGAGGCUCUUUAAAAUCUCUGCGCAGCGCUGCCUUUAUGAGGUGGGCAGCCUUUCUGUGAGGUGCUUGGACAUAUCUGAAACAUUCAUAUCAAACUUCUCACGCGAGCGGCGGAUCUCGCGACUUACUAUAGACAACAUGGAAUAGAAAGACUCCCAGAGAAUCCUAAUAACAUAAUUUGAUGUUUUCUGCAGAAUAACGUUAAAGGAGAAAAAACUGAUCUGUAACAUAUCAGCAUCAAGCUCUAUAGUGGAUUGAAAGAAGGCGCUCGAGAUGUCUGUACCGGUGUUCUGUAAAAUGUUUGACUGCCUGCAGGGGGCAUCAGCUGAGAAUGUGUUGGCAAAGGCAUUGUACGACAAUGUGGCAGAGUCUCCAGAUGAGUUGUCCUUUCGGAAGGGAGACAUCAUGACUGUCCUGGAGCGGGACACACAGGGGCUAGAUGGCUGGUGGCUCUGUUCGCUGCAUGGUCGCCAAGGCAUCGUCCCCGGCAACCGCCUGAAAAUCCUUGUGGGCAUGUACGAUAAACAGCAGCAGCAGCAGUUACAGCAGUCAUCACCCCAACCCAGCCCAGCCCAGAGCCACCUAAACCUGCCCCAAAGUGCCUUCAGCAAGCCCAUCCCUGCCUCCCAGUACACAGCCAUGCACCCUGCCUUUGCCUCCUCCAGUUCUGCCAACUCAACCAACCCUGACAGCGUCUAUAUGCUCCCCCCAAGCCAUGGCCUGCCUGCCUCCUCCAGCCUCUACCAGGUACCCACUGGCCCCCAGCCUCCACAACCACAACCCAAAGCACCAGCUGUGGCACAGAAGCAAAGCCAGGCACAGUACCCUCCCAGUUCACAGGAUGUCUACCAGGUGCCGCCCUCCAUUAAUGUUUCAGGCCAGGAGAUUUACCAGGUGCCACCCACAGCAGGAGGGCCAUGUCCUGGGCAGGAUGUGUACCAGGUGCCACCCUCUGUGAACCAGACACAGGACGUUUACCAGAUUCCCCCUUCAAUUGAGAGGAACUGGGAUUCGCCUAAACCUAUUGGAAAGGUUGUUGUUCCCACGCGGGUUGGCCAAGUUUACGUGUAUGACACAGGGAAAAAUGAACAGGAUGAAUAUGAUGUCCCCAGACAUCUGCCACCCACCCAGGACAUCUAUGAUGUGCCACCCACCCGCACCCAGUACAACCAACAGGUAUAUGAUACUCCACCCAUGGCUAUGAAAGGCCCACCCGGCAGAGAUGCACAGGAGAUCUACGACAUUCCACCUAGUGUGGACAAGAGCCAACUGCUCUACCAACAAACGGUAUAUGACAUUCCCCCAUCUGUCAGCAAAGAUGUCCCAGAUGGUCCAAUCAGGGAGGAGACAUAUGAUGUUCCUCCUCACUUUGCCAAGAUGAAGGCCUAUGAGAAUCAAAACCAGGCCUAUCUGUCUCAGAUCCCUGGAGGUCCGGAGCCUCCCAUACCAGAGGACGUCUAUGAUGUCCCACCUCCUCAGCUAAUAGGAAAACGUCAACCUGAACCUCAGGAGAUCUACGAUAUCCCUGCCAGCUUGUGCAAAGGUGGCCCACAGGACCAAAACCCAACGGAUGUUUAUGACUUCCCCCGCGAACGCCCAACGGGCGAAGAUUCUGGUGACUACGUGUACGACGUGCCUCCACAGGUGGUGCGCGAUGCAGCAGCCACCGAGGAGCUUACGGUCAGCUUCAAACGUCUGUCUGCCUCCAGCACGGGAAGCACUCGCAGUAACCUCUCCACAUCCUCUCUGGACAUGGUGCCGGUGCGGGAAUCUUCUGGAUCCAGCCGUCUGCUGCUCCUGGAUCUUGACCAGGCCAUGGAGCGGCUGUCCCGUCUACAGCAGUCUGUGGAGAGCUCCGUGUCCCUCCUCAUGUCGUUCAUCAGCGGGAAUUGGCGUAGUCCCACUCAGAUGGAGACCAACCUCGCUGCCAUCAGACAGGCUGUGGAACGGAUUCGAGUUGCCGUCAGAGACCUUCUGGAGUUUGCUAGAGGUGCGGUGGCCAACGCCACCCAGGCCACUGACCGUACGCUUCAGACCAAGCUGGGCAAGCAGGUGCAGAAGAUGGAGGAGGCCUUCCAAGGUCUCGUGAAGUACAGUCAGGCGCUGGACUCCAUGGGUUGGUCCCCCUCAGCCCUGAUGGCACCUCCUACAGGCACCGGUGGGGAUGACCUUGAUCAGCUGGUCAUGUGUGCCCGUGGCGUGCCUGACGACACCAAGCAGCUGGCAUCAUUUCUCCAUGGCAAUGCCUCUUUGCUCUUUAAACGGACAAACAAACAGCAGCAAUUUCCACUGCCACCUGUACCUCACACUGGUGAUAUGCUGGGUCAGUUGACCAACAACAACAACAUCUCAGCAUAUCAGUCAGGCACACCUGAACGGGCCAGCAUCCAGUCUCGGCCACUACCCUCCCCUCCUAAAUUCACAGCUGAGGAAGAGGCUCCAGACAGGCCAUAUGAGACGACAGAGGAGGGCUGGAUGGAGGAUUAUGACUAUGUGCAUUUACAGGGUAAAGAGGAGUUUGAAAAGAACCAGAGACAGCUGUUGGAAAAAGGAAGCAUCAAACACAAUAAGACUAUUCUUGAACAGCAACAGCUAAAGCAGUUUGAGAGACUGGAGCAGGAGGUCUCCCGACCAAUCAACAAUGACAUUUCGGGCUGGACUCCGCCCUCUCACUACUCGCAGACACCUCGCAGUAAGCUGUGCAUGGGCGACCGGCAGCUGCUGCUCUUUUACAUGGAGCAGUGCGAAGCCAACAUCACCACGCUCACCAAUGCCAUUGACGCUUUCUACUCCUCCAUUAACAACAACCAGCCACCCAAGAUCUUUGUCGCCCACAGCAAGUUCGUCAUCCUCAGUGCACACAAGCUUGUUUUCAUCGGAGACACGCUCUCUAGACAAGCUAAGUCUCCCGAGGUGCGUGCCAGGGUGGCCCAGCACAGCAACACGCUCUGCGAGAAGCUCAAAGACAUUGUGGUUAGCACCAAGACCGCAGCCCUGCAGUACCCUUCACCAGGUGCUGCAAGAGACAUGACAGAGAGAGUGCGGGAGCUUGCAGGUUGCACCCAGCAGUUUCGCAUGGCACUCAAUCAGCUACUGGCCAUGUGAGUUCAGAGGCAAAGGGGUGAACAGACCCUGGGACAAUACAAGCACAGAGCCCCCUUAAGACUCACAGGACAAGCACACCCUGUGCCAUGAGUGUUUUAUUUCCAGAAAGGACACACAUGAUUAAUUGGCAGAGCCGUUGUUUGUAAAUGAAUCAUUGUAAAUAUUUAAGUUGCUGUAUGUUGGGGAUUAUGUAAUGGGGCAAAGAGAGAGGGUAGACAAACUUUUACUCUUGUGUUGUUUUGAAUAAGGGAGAAGAAAGAGAAGGAUAAUAUCUAAAAAGUGGUUUUAAGACAUUAUGCAUUAUUAUAGCUAUACUGUAAUUAUUGCUCUGAUUAUUAUUAUGAGAUGUUGACUAAAGGUGUUUAAAAUUUUAAACGUGUAUGUAGAAGUACAACCAUUUUCCAUCAAAAAUCAACAUUGGAGGAUUUUUUUAUGAAUUGUGCCUGCUGGAAUUGAAAAAAAGGCAACAAUUGCAAGUUUAUCCUCAAGCUGUUGCUGUUGUUCAAAGACAUUGGGAGGGUGUGGACACAAAGCAUGCUAGGAGUGAGCUGACUGUGAGAUAUAAUAUUCUUAUUUACUGUUAGACUGUGGUUUUGGCAAGAGACUUUAACUUACACAUCUCUAUAUCCUUGGGAUGACUUAUCUAAGCAAACUUACCAUCGCAAAGCGAAUGAGAGCUGUGGAGAACAAAAUAUCCAAAUUGGACCAUGUUGGAAAACAGCUGUGUAAAAAAAAAAAAAAAAAAAAAAAAGAUAUAUAAAUAUAUAUAUAUACACACACACACUACCGGUCAAAAGUUUUGAAACACUUGACUGAAAUGUUUCUCAUGAUCUUAAAAAUCUUUCGAUCUGAAGGCGUAUGCUUAAAUGUUUGAAAUUAGUUUUGUAGACAAAAAUAUAAUUGUGCCACCAUAUUAAUUUAUUUAAUUAUAAAACUAACAUAAUUUGAUGACUUAAUAAAUGAUAAUAAAGAAAAGCAGCCAAUAAGUGCCCAACAUAGAUGGGAACUCCUUCAAUACUGUUUAAAAAGCAUCCCAGGGUGAUACCUCAAGAAGAUGGUUGAGAAAAUGUCAAGAGUACAUGUCUGCAAAUUCUAGGCAAAGGGUGACUACUUUGAAGAUGCUAAAAUAUAACAUAGUUUUGAUUUAUUUUGAAUUUUGUUUAGUCACAACAUAAGUCCUAUUGUUCCAUUUAUGUUAUUCCAUAGUUUGGACUUUAUUAUUAUUCUAAAAUGUGAAGAAAAAAAUUAUAAUAAAGAAUAAGUGUUUCAAAACUUUUGACCGGUAGUGUGUAUAUAUAUAUAUAUAUAUAUAUAUAUAUAUAUAUAUAUAUAUAUAUAUUCCCUUGAUUUUUCUGAAGGACAAUGGUGUAAGACUGCCGGUAACCUCCAUAAAUGCCUGCUCACAGCUCCCCCCAUCUCCUCUGGCAUGUUCUAGGCUAGGAAAUAAUUUCUUAUCAUGUAAUUGUUUUAUAUCAUGUUAUGUUCAUGAGAAGAGUCUAUAUUAAUUCAUGGGCAGUCCUUCUCCAAUUAAGUGCCAUUACCUGCUGGACAGGCGCAUUGUGGCAACUGGAUUCUAUAUAAACUCCCCAGUUUUGUUUGUACCCUGUAAAUUUACUGUAAAGUUUUAGGUCAGUUUUUUCAGGAUGAUUGUUUCUUUUCGCCUCUAUUUCUCAGAUGGUAGAAUGUGAUACCACAUCUUCACAGAGUCUUUCAAGCACACAAAAAUCUAACACCUUGUCCUAACACUAAGUUCCCAGCGACAUGCAGUUAGCCUAAAUUGAACACGAAACUGCUUCACGACGUGAAAAAAUCACAACCAAUUGGACUUUAUUAUUUGGUGAGGAGCGGGAUUUUCAACCAAUGACAUUUCACAGUGGUUGGGGCUAUACAGUGCGACGCAAUAGAAAUAUAAAUCAAAUGAAGCUGUUGAUGAAAUAUGACAUUUAUUUUUGUUGUCACAGUUCUUAGGACACCAACGUGGAUAUUUAUUGUUUGCUCUUUUAUCGAGCUGCUUCUGGUUAAGGCACGGUGUGAAACCAGCUCAUCUAGUCUACACUCUGACCGAGUGAUUCUGUUGUCUAGUCACUCAUCUGUUUCAAAGAGUUGGUAAGAAUUAAGCAGAUAUAGCUGCAGGCUGAAGAUCUGAAAAAAAAAAAAAAAAAAAAGGUGGGGUUACCCAAGAAGGGGGCCUGGUUACUCCAAAAGGGGGUUGUGGCAACUUCAAAAGGGGGCGUCGCUUCCACACACGGUUAGGGACAGGGUUAGAUUAGGGGCUCUCUAUAUCUUUUUUGGUGAUUUGGAGCUCCUGCCCCUUUUUGGAGCUCUGCCUGCAGCUAUACCCUUCCUGUAAGAAUGGAGAAAACACAAUACAAGCCUGAACCACCUGCCUCAACCUCCCUCGCCUUGUCUUUUAGCUCUGCUGGUUGUAUUCUAAAUUUAAGAACAUGUCAGAAAAAGUAGUUUAAUGAAAUGUAUUAAACUUUUUAAGUACUGCAACAUGUUGUUGUGCAUAUAGUCAAAAUCUUUAUCCUGUUGAAAAAAAAAGAAAGAUAGAAAAAAAAAAGAAGCAUUUAAGCCAAAUGGUGACCUGGUAUAUGUUGUACUGUUAUUCUGCUCUCAAAUCUGUGUUCAAGGAUUUGAAAGAUAUUGAUCUAUAUGUUACUGUAAAUUGCAUAACUGGAAAUAUAUGUUAAUAUAUUUUCAUUAAAAAAAUAAAUUCCA
Messenger RNA from Myxocyprinus asiaticus (Chinese sucker), 5980 nucleotides. Its product is annotated as breast cancer anti-estrogen resistance protein 1-like. Gene Ontology annotation, biological process: cell migration; cell surface receptor protein tyrosine kinase signaling pathway. Gene Ontology annotation, molecular function: protein binding. Bases 428 to 3259 code for a protein of 943 amino acids. The transcript is spliced from 8 exons. The record is from RefSeq and is a predicted model, not a curated record. NCBI's taxonomy places the organism in Eukaryota, Metazoa, Chordata, Actinopteri, Cypriniformes, Catostomidae. Gene Ontology annotation, cellular component: focal adhesion; cytoplasm; plasma membrane.